AUCUGAUUAUCAAAUGAAGGGCACCUCCGCAAGCACUACCUCUUAACUAACGUUAUAGUGUUACAGACAGUAAUCUGUCAGAGUGACGUGUCAAACUCCUCUCACCCCUUUGACAAAUGUAUGUUGUGCAUGCCUCCGUGAGCGUGAUUAUUCGAUUUAGCUACUUGGCUAAAAAUACCAGGAUUUUUUUUCUGACCUUCAUCGGGAAUUUACUCCACAGUUCUUUGAUGAUGCUGUGGAUGAAGGGCUACUUUGUAACGUUAGUUAAAUAAUGCAAAUCUGAAACGCCCUAUGCAAAGGAUUAAUCAUAGUUGUAACGUUAGCGUACAUGAUUCCUCCUUAGUAGACAAGCAUAGCUAAUGCAACACUGAGCAAACAUUAGAACAAUGAAUGCGUUCAUUCAUGAGCUGCUCCCUGUCUGCUAAUCCAGUGGUUCACAACCUUUUUUGGUUACUGUACCACCAACUGUUUUUUUCUCUGCCCAGAGUACCCCUGAAGUACCCCAUCAUAUCAUGUGCAUUUUACCAGUAGGGCUAUGGUCUCAUGAGUCUUCUCAAGUCCCCUUGUGGAUAGGCCAUGUUUCAAAAGGACCUAGCUCUGAACCUUAGGCACCUCUGAUUUCACCUCCAAGAUCUGGUGCAUUCUCCAACUAAAACGGUUUCAUAAUGGACAAGUUCAGUAUGGUGCCUGUGAAGCCCCAUGUUGGUGUUCCUCUUUCCUGAACCGGUCUGCACAGCAACUCCUAGAGCCAACGUGCCUUUCCUGGGGUCGACCUGGAUUGUUGGACAGUGUUUCUCAUUAUCCACUGACACUGUUUUAGAUUCCUGCCUGUUCCGAGUCAGAAAGUCCAAAACUCUGAAGAAUCCUGUAUUAGGAUUUCCAGAUGGUGUGGGUGUUCAUCAUGAACCGGAUGGGUUCUCAGGGCAGCACGGUGGCCCAGCAGAGACGCAUGGCCCUGGGGGUGGUCAUCCUCCUGCUGGUGGACGUCAUCUGGGUGGCUUCCUCUGAGCUCACCUCAUACAUAUUCAAGCGGCAGGAGUACAACAAGCCCUUCUUCAGCACGUUCACCAAGACCUCCAUGUUUGUGCUGUACCUGCUGGGGUUCCUGCUGUGGAGGCCAUGGAGGCAGCAGUGCACGGGCAGUCUCCGGGGACGACACGCUGCCUUUUUUGCUGAUGCCGAGGCCUACUUUACCCCCUGUAUCAAUGACACUAGUUUGAAUGACCAUACCCUAAGUGAACCCCUGUACGUUCCUGUGAAGUUUCAGGACCUUCCCACAGAACAGACAAACUGUGCCAAUGGAGACUGUGAUUCCACCUCUAAAAAACAGCGGGUGCGCUUCAGCAACAUCAUGGAGGUGCGCCAGCUCCCAUCUACACAGGCCCUGGAAGCCAAGCUGUCCCGUAUGUCUUUCCCUGCCGCCAAGGACCAGGAGUCCAUGCUCCGCACUGUGGGCAAGCUCACCGUCACCGAUGUGGCCAAGAUCAGCUUCUUCUUCUGUUUUGUGUGGUUCCUGGCCAACCUCUCCUACCAAGAGGCCCUGUCUGACACUCCGGUUGCCAUAGUGAACAUUCUGUCCUCCACUUCAGGUCUCUUCACCCUCAUCUUGGCGGCCGUAUUUCCCAGUAACAGCAGUGACCGCUUUACUCUGUCCAAGCUUUUAGCUGUGGCUCUGUGCAUGGGAGGAGUGGCCCUGGUCAGUUUUUCCAGCAUGGACAGCCCCGACGGGAAAGGUGCUACAGGCUCCCUGUGGUCGGUGGCUGGGGCUGCGCUGUACGCGGUCUACAUCGUCAUGAUCAAGAGGAAGGUGGACCGGGAGGACAAGCUGGACAUCCCUAUGUUCUUUGGAUUUGUGGGGUUGUUCAACCUGCUCCUCCUAUGGCCAGGCUUCCUUGUGCUUCACUACACAGGCUUUGAGGCCUUUGAGCUGCCCAGCAAGCUAGUGUGGACCUACAUCCUCAUCAACGGCCUCAUCGGCACUGUGCUCUCCGAGUUCCUCUGGCUCUGGGGCUGCUUCCUCACCUCCUCCCUCAUAGGCACUCUGGCCCUCAGCCUCACCAUCCCACUGUCCAUCAUAGCAGACAUAUGCAUGCAGAAGGUGAGUUUCUCCUGGCUGUUUUUCGCUGGAGCGGUUCCCGUCUUCCUCUCCUUCUUCAUCGCCACUCUGUUAUGCCACUACAACAACUGGGACCCCGUCAUGGUGGGGCUACGAAGAGUGUUUGCCUUCAUAUGCCGCUCGAAACAUCGGAUUCAAAGAUUGCCAGAGGACAGUGAACAGUGUGAAAGCCUUAUUCCCUUACACACUGUCUCCCAUGACAAUGAAAGCUUCUGCUCGUGAUCCACCAGCCAGUCACAGGAUCGUGAAUACAGUGCGGAGCGGCAUGCUGAAGUGACAAUCUUGAAGCAACCAAUCAGAGACUUUGAACUACGUCCAGUGCGUCUUAUUCAAACGAUUUAUUCUCUGCAGUGUGGAGUUGACGUUCCAUCUCUACAAGAUGAACUCUUUUUACUUUGUACAGUGUUGAUGCGACUCGUUGUUGACUGAGAUUGUGUGUUUUGCUGUGUUGGAUGUGUAAAAAGAAAAACUUGAUGGUACUGAAGGUGCCGGCCUUUUAUCAAUGAUUCAUUAUGGCCACUUCAAUUGGUACACGUUUAAAUAAAGGGACAGAGUGGUUUUAUAAGGAGAAGAGCAAGGUUGUUAUUCCAGCGGCAGCAAUUUCUAACAAUGAAAGGGUCUCUGCUUGUUCACAGGAGUAGGUGUGGGAGCAGGCAAAAUUAAUUAUCGUUAAUGUAGAAAUAGUUUGGGUGGAACAAGUUGGUCAUGGAUUUGAUCAUCAGGCUAUUAGGUGACAUCUGAUGUAGAGAUCUGGGCGUAUUCACAAAUGGUCACAGAGUUAAAGUAUUGAUAAAGGAUUAGUUUUGCCUUUUCGAUCAUAAUGAAUAAGGAUUUAUCGACAGGGAGGAUCUGUCCCUUGAUCAGCACUCUUGAGACACAGAGAAGCAGUUCCUGUGAACAAGCAGUCUCAGAUAAGGAGACUGCACUACAGCCUAUGAACUACCGCAUUUGAUUUCUCCCCCAUAUUCUACAUCUCUCCAUCUCUGGCCCCUGGCAGCCAGGUAAUGCUGGAUCAUGAAGGCAAACUGUGAUGAAGCCUUUUGUAUGUGUUAGCAUGGGAAUUGACAUUAACCCCUCGACUAAGCUAAGCUGCUCCACAGAAGUUAUAAUGCUGUUGCCUUUCCAACCGAAAACAGUAACCAUCUCAAAACAGGUGUAAAUACUGUACUACGCCAUGAAAUUCGAAUUAUGUAUUCUUACUUUAGUUUGUAUUUUGAAAAAUGACUACUACAAAGACCCUCUGAGUAUCUAGCCUUCAUGUUCUCCGAAAAAUGGUUUACUCCAAUGUUUUUUGUUCUUUAAAGUCUUGACUGUUAUGACACUAAAAAGGAUUUAAGACCAAGUACAUGGAUUUUCCAGAAGCACUAUUUUUCAUCCAAUUAGAUUCCCAUAGUCUUAAAAAGAAAAUGUUAUUGCAUCUGAGAUUACUCAUAACACUUUGGGUGUGUUGCAGAGCCACGAAUGGGGACCUGAUUUGAUUAAAUAUCUUUCACCUGUUGAAAACUGACAAGUCUAUGCUAUAAUAGAGUUUCUAUGUCCAACAAUUGUAUUUUAGACACAUUUUGUUUGAUCAGCACAUGAAAUGCAAAUCAAUCACCCACUCACCCUUAUUCUAUUGAUGAUUUUAUUUGACUUAAACACAUGUUUGAUCAGUUAAAGUGAACUGUCUCUUCUGUAACCCUUGAUGUACACAAUGACAAAGGGCAUGUUAUCAUGUUAUUCCACCAGCUGUCAACCUGUGUACAGAACUUUAUGGAGUGUUUGCCCAGCACCCAUUGUGGAAGACAUUUUAUGACUUGAGCUAACUGCAGGAAGUAAUAACUUGCCUUGUAAAGUGAAAAAAAACUUCAGCCCCUCAAUUGCAGGUUUUUACCUUUGUCCAACUCAGUUGUUACUUUCACAUUGUAAAAAAAUAAAUAACAAUCUACCCUAGCCAGUAGCUUUUAUUACCAUCAGCUAUGAUUCUUGCGCAAAGGAAACCAGCUGUGAGAUGUAUUUGGCUGUUUAAUACAUGUGGUUCCUGUAGCCUAUUUUUACUUGUGAAAAACCCAGGCACUCUGGAACUAUACAUCCUAUGAAAGUUGAUCAUUUGUUUCCUAUCUAAACAUUUAUCAGAUUUUCCCCCAUAUCAUCCAUGUUGAAGUCUCUUAUUGAUGGGCGAGGUGCCAGAUACAUAAGUGCAUUGUGUAUAUAUAUAUAACACGUUUUCAAAAAUGUAUUGUUUUCAUCGGUUCUUACGGAAUGUGCGUAUAUCGUAAGAAGCUUGUUUUUUCUUUCUCAGGUACUUUGGUGGAAGGAUGUCUUUUUCCUCUGUCCAAUCAGAUUUUGUUUUGGUAAUUUCCUGUCCUUUUAUUAACGGGUCUCUUGAAAAGAUGUAUGCAGAUUUAUCUAAGUGUGAUCAUCGUAGUUUACCCUAUCAUCACAGGCUCUUUUAAGAGUCUUUGGUGAAAUUGCAUACGUCCUUUUUCUAAUGUUAUGCAGCACUAUUAAAACUAAAGAUUUUCA
Oncorhynchus masou masou (cherry salmon) is the source of this 4621-nucleotide messenger RNA. RefSeq names its product solute carrier family 35 member F5-like. The record is from RefSeq and is a predicted model, not a curated record. Lineage: Eukaryota; Metazoa; Chordata; Actinopteri; Salmoniformes; Salmonidae. Bases 884 to 2338 code for a protein of 484 amino acids. Gene Ontology annotation, cellular component: membrane. The transcript has 17 exons.